CCAGGUACAGGUGCCCACCUGUGUGAGCUCCUCGCACAGCUGACUGCCUGUUUCGUUCAGAGCGGGACUGGGGCUGGAUCACAGACGCACUCUCCUCCGUCCCUGAUUCCUGACCGCUCGGCUUUCUGAUGUCACCUGGAAAGACACCCUGUUGAUGAAGUAAAGUUGGGUUUGGUGUAAGAAAUAAGGAGACCAAUCAAAACCGGAAUCUCUCGCGGCGAUCUUGUUUCUUCCAGAGAAACGAUGGCUGGUGGAUAACAUGAGUGGGAUGAGCUACGUUUGCCCUCGUGGGGGAUCCAUUUCAGUAAUCGUGAGCCAGUUCAACAACAAGACUGACGAGCGAGUCUGGGACUUUGCCUGUAAGGCCACCUUCAGAGGGAUCAUCAACUGCAGUUGGACCGAUUACGUCAACAAUUUCGAUGAAGGCAUCAACUUCUCCUGCCCUUCCGAGUCACUGAUUUGUGGGGUGGAAAAUCUCCGACUUCCUAAGCACAAGGAUCGGAAGUGGAAGUUCUACUGCUGCGGCAAGUACACAGUGUGCUAUGCCAACUGUGCAUGGACUGACUAUGUGAAUGAGUCCAGAGAGUACUUCAGCUGGCUCGUCCCAAAGGGAUUUUAUCUGGUGGGCGCUGUACGUUACCAUGACAGUAAUGGCAACAAACGCCGUUGGCAGUACCGAUACUGUGCGAUGUUCCCCACCGUUCUGCCUACCUUAUGAUUGCUUCAUGUUGCAAUAAAGAGAUUGAU
This is a messenger RNA of Hemiscyllium ocellatum (epaulette shark), 747 nucleotides long. RefSeq names its product hemagglutinin/amebocyte aggregation factor-like. The coding region runs from base 260 to 718 and encodes 152 amino acids. The record is from RefSeq and is a predicted model, not a curated record. The transcript is spliced from 5 exons. Lineage: Eukaryota; Metazoa; Chordata; Chondrichthyes; Orectolobiformes; Hemiscylliidae.